AACCCGGCGCGAGGCACGCCGGGAGAGAACCCGGAUGAGGGGGCUACUGUGGUGCGCGAAGCACGACGGGAUCGGCGGGACCCGGAUAAAGAGAUUGAUGAUGCACCGGUUCGAGAACCGUCGGUGGCGCGCGGGUCACGCGGCAGGAGAACCCGGAUGUGAAGUCCUAGAUGAAGGCACCGCGGCGGGUUUGUCGCAGCCUUCUCUCCAGUCCAACAAGUUUAUUGCUACACUCGCUCGUUCCGGCCUGCUGCUUCAAAGGAAACAGAACCAAAACAAGCACCUCUUCGCCCCGCCCCCUCGCAGGUUCUUGAACUACCGGGUGGGGCCCCGGGGCGCUGCGCAUGCGCGCCAGGGCACGGCCCCGCCUCUCGUUCGGAAGUACGUGGGCAAAAUCUUCGCCGCCGCCACAACAAUCGCGGGCACCAACCAAUCGGGGCAGCUGCGUGGGUGCUCGAUGAUGCCCACGGGCCAAUCAGAUGCGAGCGAUCGCCCUCCCGUGCCCUCUGUCUCAGAUUUCAGUCAAAGUCGGCACCCUCGUUCCUUGCCUUCCUUCUCGUCCGCCCUGUUGCGCUCUCCUCUCCUCUCGGCUGUGACUCGUAGGCGGGGGUACUAAGACAGGACAGCGUGGCCGGCCCCGCGCACGACAAUUUUGGAAAGCGCCUCCCUGCCAGGCUUCCAACUU
Messenger RNA from Zalophus californianus (California sea lion), 685 nucleotides. RefSeq lists its product as uncharacterized. Bases 35 to 616 code for a protein of 193 amino acids. NCBI's taxonomy places the organism in Eukaryota, Metazoa, Chordata, Mammalia, Carnivora, Otariidae. The transcript has a single exon. The record is from RefSeq and is a predicted model, not a curated record.